Aspergillus viridinutans is the source of this 1722-nucleotide messenger RNA. RefSeq names its product transcription factor domain-containing protein. Lineage: Eukaryota; Fungi; Ascomycota; Eurotiomycetes; Eurotiales; Aspergillaceae. Gene Ontology annotation, molecular function: zinc ion binding; DNA binding. Bases 1 to 1722 code for a protein of 573 amino acids. The record is from RefSeq and is a predicted model, not a curated record. The transcript is spliced from 5 exons. Gene Ontology annotation, biological process: DNA-templated transcription. Gene Ontology annotation, cellular component: nucleus.
AUGUCUCCAGAUGCCUCUAGCCGGUCUGACGCGACAGUAGCUCACGAACAGGUCUCGCAGGGUCCUGGGGCUAGCAACUUGCAAGCGAAAAGUAAAGUUCCUGAGCACGACAAUGGCGAGCACAUGUCUUCAUUCUUUCCCGAUAUCUUUGUUGCUUCUCCGGCGACAGGAUUGCAGUUGGAUACUGAUGCUGGCUUCUCAACGGGCGAUAGCACCUCACAGACUCAGUCUCUCCUUUCAGGGUUAACACCGCUUGUUCCUCCAGCGGGGCCACCUGUGUCCUCGGAGCUGGGGAUUUCCCCAGAGAUGCAGGCGAAGCUGAUCCAUGACUUCUUUGACUUUGUCCAUUAUUCCAUCCCAUUAUUCCGGAAAGAAGACUUUCUCCGGCAGUACGAGGACGGAUCGAUCAACCGUUCUCUGCUGCUUACUGUCCUAGCUGUCACGGCAAAGUCUCUCGGCCUACCUCACGGUUGGCAGGUAGCCAAUAUCGAGACGACCGACCCGUUGAAUGGCCCGACCCAGCCGGCCCUUUUGCUGGACGCGUUCCGGCAAAGCUGCUUGCUCGCAUUUUAUCGUUUCCACCAGGGUCAUGGUGGGGAUGCAUGGGACUAUAUCAGUUGCCUCUCGCGCAAAGCCCUGCGAUUAGGUCUGCAUCAGCUGGAUUCCACUGAUCGAUACAACUCGUUUGGCGACAUCUUGGCAAGUUCAGCCAACCUGGAAGAAUGGAGAUAUGUUUGGUGGUGUAUCUACUGCUUGGACUCCUACUCGAACACUACGGCAGCCACCUUCUUCGUCCUGGAAAAGGAGAGCAUACAGACCGCCUUGGUGGCUACUUCUCUGGAGGGUUCAGGCGAUGGCCGCAUUGGCAGUCCUGUGACUCAAUUUCUGCCCACAGAUACCAGGGACCUGUGGCGCAUCUCGGCGGAAAUGGGAGCUCUCAGUACCCCUUCCUCGUAUUUUAACAUGCAUAUCGUCACAACAACUCUCCUAAGAGAAGCAGCGUCUAUUUUUCGGUUAAGGAGGCAGAACGCUUCAGAAAGUCUUCGGGAGCGACGAUCUCAAUUCGGAGAUCAUCUCUCAGCAGUGGUGCUUUCCUUGCCUCCACAGUUUCUCCGCGAAGCUCGCAACGCUUUUUCCAAUGAAUCUAGUGUAGACCAUCAUGCGCGGCUUGUCUGUCUACUUCAUCUGCACGCGGCACGACUUUUGAACACAAUCACGUUCGAUCUGUCGGACGAUGCGGCGUGGAUGACGUCGUGGGAGCGAUCGCUGGCCCUUUCCGAGGACAUUGUGGAUAUCAUCAGAGAAUGGGACAGCCGGUACUGUUCGACUGUCGAUCCAGCCAUUUGUCUCAUUGUAUUCUGUACCUUGAUUCUACUCUACCUACAUGAAAUGCACGAGGCCAUGCCUGGAGUGCCUGCCCUUUCCGAGAGACUCCAGGCAGAGAAGAACAUACUGCUGUUGUUUUUGGAACAAUUUGCCCGAAUCUGGGCCCUUCCGAGGUCACUCAAAGCGUCGUUCGAGAAAUUCACUAGUGUUGUCCAUGGUCCACUCUCCUCCUACGACAUUGGCCAGCUGCUGAUACAAGUGCCUGGGCCCUUUCGGCCAUGGAGGGGACUCCUUGGUCUCGCACCAAAUCCGCGGGACCCGUUGCUUACUCCACAGGAAUCCGGAAUUGACCUUUCUGGGCUUGAUUUCUCGUUCGACUUUUUCUCCCCUUUAUGA